Molecule: messenger RNA, 1032 nt
Organism: Fusarium vanettenii 77-13-4
Lineage: Eukaryota; Fungi; Ascomycota; Sordariomycetes; Hypocreales; Nectriaceae
Exons: 1
Coding region: 1-1032 (343 amino acids)
Molecular function (GO): arylformamidase activity
Source: RefSeq, a predicted model, not a curated record
AUGUCGACUACCACGAAAACCGGAACUGAGGACGCAAAGUGGCAGCUUGCUGAAGUUGCCAGCCCUCACCUCUCUAAUCCUGUCUCUGUCUAUGUUGCCAGAAACAUACCAUGUACCUCAAAUUCAAACCGCUUCCAAAAUAUUACUGUCUAUGCUCCACGCGCUAUCAAAUCCUUGGUCGGUAUUGGCGAAACCAUCACUUCUCUUCCCUCUGUUGCUUCCCCUUCCAAGGGCACCCGAUGGCUCAUCCAUAUUCAUGGCGGCGCCUGGAGAGACCCUUUCCUAGAUUCCUCAUCUAUCGAAGCUGCAGUGGCCCAUGCGUUUUCAUCUGAUGAUUCGGACGUGCCCAUCUCGGCAAUUGUCUCCGUCAACUACACCCUCUCCCCGUUUCCUACGCACCCCACUCUGCCCUAUGAUGCGUCUCGCAGUGCAAGGCACCCCAGACACAUCAAAGAUGUUCUCCAAGCCUUCGCACUACUUCGCUCACUCGGACUCAAAGACGACUCGUAUCUUCUAUCGGGUCAUAGUGCCGGCGCUUGCCUUGCAUUCCAGGCGGCUUUGUUUGGCGCGCAACACUGGGGUCCUGAGUUCGAAAGAAUCCCUUCACCGCCACGUCCUGCGGCCGUUCUUGGUUUGAACGGUUUAUACGAUAUCCCGGAUCUUGUCAGUGGCUUGGGCGACUCGCACAAACAUCUCCAGGAAGUCUAUGAGAUUCUACUAGUACAGGCUUUUGGAGAGGACCAGACUGCAUGGCCAGCGGCAAGUCCAGCAAGGUUCGAUGCCAAGACGCUGAUUGGAAGGGUUGAGGAAGGGAGGGUCGCCCGUCUCGUCCUACUUGAUCAGAGUCCGGAGGAUCAGCUUGUACCAAUCUCUCAAGCAGACAAGAUGGAGAGAAGUUUAAAGGAGGUCCAAGGAAUCAAAGUCGUUAGAGGCCGCCGCUGUCAAAGCAGACAUGCUGCUCCCUGGGAAGAGGGUUACAUGAUUUGGCAGAGCGUUCUAGAUGUCCUGGGCAUGCUGGAUAGUGAGGGCUGA